AUGGCGCGUGACAAGACCUUGCGCUUUGCAGCGGAGUCCAACGAGUUGAGGGAGGAGUGGAUCCAAGCUGUAGCAAAUUGCGCUGCAGGGUCCGCAGAGGCUGCGGCGCCUGACCUCCUGGAGCCAAGACCGGAACCGGCGGCGAAGAAAGGACCCAAAGGCGGUCCAAAAGGGGGACCACCGCCCAAGGGCAAGGGCAAAGGUAAAGGACCGAAAGGGCCGGGGAAAGCGCCGGGCCCCAAAGGAAAGACUCCCCUGCCACUGAGCGGGAAGGGCAUGCCAAAGGCAUCUAGCCUUCCCUUGGGUCGGCGAUUGUCGGUGCGCCUGCUGCUUCCCGGUGAAGCGACGUCGGUCGCGAUGGACCACGCGGACGCGGACGCGGAAGGCUCCGAUGGAAGCGACGUCGGAAGGGCCCAAUUGGCGGUCGACCUGGAGGAUCUAAGACAAACCUUUGGAGCCUCCAGAUCAUCUUCAAAGCAGACUCCUAGAACUGCAGCGCACGAAGUGGGUUUGGAACUGCUGCCGAGAAAGGAAGCACAGAACGUGGCCAUUGUUCUGAAGAGUUUGCGACGAAAGUGGUCUGAUCUACAGAUGGAAGGCUUGGCAGCGUCUCUUGAUCAGCUCCAACCGGGCGACUGCCCGCUGCCUGCGGAGGAGUGUGAACGCUUCAUCCAAGUGCUUCCGGCGCCGGAGCAUUUGCUUCCGUUGGCCAACUACCAGGAGGCAGCCUCCAAGCUGCGUGACAUCGAGCGCGAGCUCUUGCCCUUGGCGAAGCUGACGCGCCUUCGAGAACGCUUGCGCUUGUAG
This is a messenger RNA of Cladocopium goreaui, 807 nucleotides long. Lineage: Eukaryota; Dinophyceae; Suessiales; Symbiodiniaceae. The record is from the annotation of a GenBank genome assembly.